ACAGUUUUAAAUCACACUCCAAGAAGAUCCUCACAUUGUCCGCGCUCGAUCAUGGCGACAUCCUCCGUUUCUAGGGUUCCGGCAAAACCAGCGGCCACUUCUUCUCUACUGUCGACGCUCAAGGCUUACUUUAUCCCUUUUAUACUUUUCUCUACUUCGCUCUUCUAUCAACUAAUCGUGAUUCCUCGUUCCUUCCCUCGUUCGCAUUAUGAUGUAUUGGGUAUCAGAGCGCAUAGUUCAAUUGAGGAAGUCAAUCAGGCAUACGAAAAACUCUCUUCAAAGUGGGAUUCAGGUGUUGAAGUUCCUUCUACCAUUGAUUUUAUCAAGGCUCGAUAUGCUUUUGAGUUGUUGACAAAUAAAAUUUGGAAAAGAGACUAUGACCUAUUCAGCAUUGAUGAGCAAUUUCAUGUUAUUGAAAAGGCUAAAGAGCAGUACGUUGGAAGAAGUAUUUCAGAAAUCACCCUUCCUCUCCUGGAGACAAUUUCUUUUGAUCCUGAAGAUCAUGCUGUUGAUGUCAUCAACUCUGAGAAUUUUCUAUCCAAGCUUGAAACUGAUAAGGCAUUGCUAAUUCAGAUUUUCUCUCCGGGGAGUACACGAUGUGCUCAAUUUUCAAACAAAUGGAAGAGAAUUGUUACUUUGCUAGAUGGGGUCGCAGAUACUGGAGUUAUUGAUCUUGCUGAUGUUCAACUUGCCACAUAUCUAGCUGAGAAAAGAACUGGUGGACUACCAUAUUUAAGACAUGGAAUUCCAGCACUUGUGGCUUUCCCCCCAGGUUGUAGAGGUUUAAGGUGCAUGUCUAGGUAUGACGGAGAACUUUCUGUUGAUUCAGUUACCGAUUGGGUUGCAAUGUCCAUUCUAAGUUUGCCUCGUAUUCGGUACUACUCGAAGGAGUCAAUGGCUCAAGAUUUUCUGCUGAAAAGCAAACCUCACAAGGUCAAGGUCAUUUUCUUCUCUCAAACUGGAGAGCGGGCAACUCCAUUUAUACGUCAAGCUGCUAAGAAUUACUCAGCCUAUGCUACAUUCGCAUUCGUGCUAUGGCAGGAAGGAGAAUCUUCAUUGUGGUGGAAUAUGUUAGGGGUCGAAUCUGCUCCUGCCAUUGUAUUUCUAAAAGAAACAGGUGUCAAACCUGUUGUUCAUCAUGGCUAUGUGAACAGUUCAUUGUUUGUGGAUAUUAUGGAGAAGAAUAAAUAUCAUGUGCUUCCACAAUUGAGGAGUGUAACUUCAAAGGAAUUGGGUUGUGAUCCGCGGGGUUUUUCACGUGCUGGAAAGGAUACCAAGAUAUGGUAUUGUGUUGUUUUAGUUGGGAGGUAUAGCAAGGAGCUCAACGAAAUGCGUGAAACCAUGCGCAGGAUUCAAGAAACCCUUUCAAAUGAUAGAGAUUUGACUGCAGUGGAUCAAGAUCUGCCAUCUGCACCAGCUCUGCUUGCACUAAAACAGAAACGGCUGACAUUUACCUGGCUUGAUGGGGAAGCACAGAAAAGUUACUGUUUCUUCUACAUUAAUUCAGAAAAUAGUUAUGAGACCUGUGGGCCGAUGAGGGAUAUAACAGACACAGCACAAUUGUUCAUUGUACGCUAUGAUAGGAAUGAUACAGAGAAUGUUGGAAAACAGCCAACCAGCAAAUUCUCAGAAUUGUACAAUGUUGAAACUGAUCCUGCAGCUCAGCUUGUGGCAAAAUACAAUGGUUCUAAUAAAAUUGAACAGAUCGUACAAUGGAUUUCUGAGAUUAUCAAAGAUGGUGACUCAAAGAACCUUCCUUCAUUUAAAACAAGAACUCCUGAAUUGGUCCCAGAGGAUGCAGAUUCCAGUUGGUCAUCUUGGUCUGAAGGAACUGUUAGUCCUAGUAGAGGAUUGAUUCAUAGGGUCAAAAGUUUCCUAAAUAAAGUUCAUGAUUACAGCGGCGAUCCAAGAGUUGGACCUUUCUUGCUCCUGGCAGCACUGAUCUCAUUUGGCAGUGUUUGGUUUAAGAGAAGUCAGGUAGCUCAGUCAAGCGGGCCUGAUCAUUCAAGCCAGAAAUCCAAUGAGCCAGAACGUUCGAACCAGCAGACCAGAGAGCCUGAUCAGUCAAAUGAACCAAAUGCAAAGGACGCAACCAUGCGAAAGCGAAGAACUCGCCCAAGAAACGAUCUUGUUCCACCUUCUAUGACCGACGUGGACCCAAAAGAUGCUUACCAAGCGGAGUUUUCAGUUUCAGGGUAG
Molecule: messenger RNA, 2199 nt
Organism: Solanum verrucosum
Lineage: Eukaryota; Viridiplantae; Streptophyta; Magnoliopsida; Solanales; Solanaceae
Exons: 20
Coding region: 52-2199 (715 amino acids)
Source: RefSeq, a predicted model, not a curated record